GGUUAUGAUGCCAUGUUCCGGGUCUGAUAGGGAUGCCAUCAUGCUAACGUCAUACCCCAAGUGAAGUAUACAGCUUUUAUAAUUAAGUGUCCAGACCACCCAUUUUCAGAUAGGAUUUUCAUCAAUUUUUGAAUUAUCAAACCUCGUUGAUCUGCGUCUUUUCAUUGUCAAUUUAUCACAAUGGAGGAACACACUGAGCGCUCAGCCCAAGGACCGCAGUCCCAAUUCCAGCCUGGUAUUGUCUCCCAGUAGACUUCUUGACCUUGACUAAAUUCAACAUAAUGCUAAUGAUUUUUUUUUUCAAGGCCACAAGGUCCCCAUCCAGCACCAGCAAAAGCCCGGGCUCCAGUCUCAGAUGGCUGGGCCUAAGCCGACCUCGACACAAAUUCCCACUGAAGACAACGGGUACCAGACAUACAAGUCGGCGAACAAGCUAGAAGGCAAAAGAGCGAUUAUCACGGGCGGUGACUCAGGAAUUGGCCGUGCUAUUGCCAUCCUAUACGCUCUUGAAGGAGCUUCGAGCUUGAUUGUGUACCUGCCCGAGGAGGAGAAGGAUGCGCAGGAGACCAAGAAGCGAGUAGAAGAAGCGGGUCGCCAAUGUCACUUAUUGGCAGCUGACCUGACAAAGAAGGAAAAUUGUCAAAAAGUGGUUGACCACGCUCUGAAAACCCUUGGGGGGAUUGACAUUCUGGUCAACAACGCGGCUUACCAGAACAUGAUCCCGGAUAUCCAUGAUUUGACUGAGGAUCAAUGGGAACAUACUUUCGAUGUGAACAUUCAUCCGUACUUCUACCUAUCCAAAUACGCCCUUCCCCACCUGCACAAUGGCUCGGCCAUCAUCAACUGUGCUUCCAUCAACGCGUAUAUCGGUCGCCCCGAUCUGCUAGACUACACAUCCACCAAGGGAGCCAUCAUCUCAUUCACAAGAGGGCUAUCCAACCAAGUAAUCGGCAAGGGCAUUCGAGUCAAUGCAGUCUGCCCAGGUCCAGUAUGGACUCCCCUUAUUCCUGCGACAAUGACUUCAGAGGCCAUGGACCAAUUCCAUGGCGUCCCUAUUGGUCGACCCGCCCAGCCAAGUGAGAUCGCUACUUGUUUUGUGUUCUUGGCUAGCCAGGACAGCAGCUAUAUCUCAGGGCAGAGUUUGCAUCCCAAUGGCGGAGUAGUGGUUAACGGAUAGGUUUUACGCUUAUUAUUAUUGUUGUAUAAUGUCUGAAAACUUUUCUCUAAUGACAAUUAUUGAUGCAACACCUAUAGCCAAGUAGAGCUUGAGCUUUUGAAUAUUAAAUCCAAUGACGUCAUAUAUAGUUCACACUACUUAUCAGCAACCCCCGCCCAUUUCCAGGGCAAACAACCAUUGUACCA
Molecule: messenger RNA, 1362 nt
Organism: Aspergillus melleus
Lineage: Eukaryota; Fungi; Ascomycota; Eurotiomycetes; Eurotiales; Aspergillaceae
Product: oxidoreductase, short-chain dehydrogenase/reductase family
Exons: 3
Coding region: 356-1177 (273 amino acids)
Molecular function (GO): oxidoreductase activity
Source: RefSeq, a predicted model, not a curated record